CACAGCAGUGCCCGAGUUUGACUGCGUCUCGCCGACACAGCGGUGGUUGCGUGAUGCUCGGGGUACACGCAGGGUACGCUCAGGGUACAUCUCGCCCUGGGAGCUGCUAGCCCGGCCCUUGUUCUCCAGCUCAGUUCGAUGCAGCGCAAAUGCGGAUCUCCGCGGCGCGCUGGAUCGCUUCCACCUACCCUUUCGUCACUGCUCGGCUGCUGGGCUUCUUUUUUUGCUCUGAUGGAGAUUUUUUCUCGUCUCCUUUCGGCCCUGUGUUUUGCAACCCGAGACCCGGCUUCGUAUAUUAUAUUAUGCCGUUGGUCUCACCGAGCUCUGGCAGGUUCUGAUGGCCAGCAUCGUUCACACCCUCUCUCUAUAUCUAGACCGGCGCUGCAGGGCUGGCUGAGCUGAGCUUCUCUCCUGUACAUCCCACUCAAGCUCGCCACCCAACUCCCUCCGCAAUACUGCUCUCUUUAUACCGGCUAUUCCCC
This is a messenger RNA of Trichoderma asperellum CBS 433.97, 482 nucleotides long. NCBI's taxonomy places the organism in Eukaryota, Fungi, Ascomycota, Sordariomycetes, Hypocreales, Hypocreaceae. The record is from RefSeq and is a predicted model, not a curated record.